Messenger RNA from Symbiodinium natans, 1770 nucleotides. The record is from the annotation of a GenBank genome assembly. NCBI's taxonomy places the organism in Eukaryota, Dinophyceae, Suessiales, Symbiodiniaceae.
AUGACUGGUACAUCCUUCCGCUGGGCUUCUGCCAGUCUCCUCACCUUCCUGAUGGGGUGGGGAGGGAGCUUCCCUCUUGUCCAUGGCAUCCGGGGCAUGCGCUGGGGGUUCGAUGAGGAGCCCACGAAGCCAACCCGGGCCCCACCUGAAGCACACGUGGCCUGCGGAACCCUGAAAGGCAGCUGGGAGAAGGACUUGGCAGCCUUCCGUGGCAUCCCCUACGGAGAGGCCCCUGUGGGAAAUCGCCGGUGGAAGCCAGCAGAGCCGGCGACCUGUUGGAGUUCGGACACCGCGCUCGACGUCUCCAAAAAUGGCCCGAUUUGUUUCCAGGGCAAGGGAGGCCCAAGCAGGUUCCACGCUUUUGAGAAGUUUCUUGGCCUUGCUGGCGAUGAGGUCGAGAGCGAGGAUUGCUUGAACCUCAACGUUUUCGCCCCUGACGGGGCCAGGGACUUGCCUGUCUUCGUGUGGAUCUAUGGUGGUUCGAGUGUGGAGGGUCAUGUGGGAUGGGAUUUCUAUGGACCACUCGAGAACAUCGUGCACCGUCAUCCCUGCAUCGUUGUGGCCAUGAACUACCGCCUUGGUGUUCUUGGCUACCUGGCACUCAAGGAACUCUCGGCCGUGGACCCCCGAAAAGGCAGCGGCAACGCGGGAAUUGCGGAUCAGCAGCUGGCGUUGCGAUGGGUUCAGGAGAACAUCCAUGCUUUCGGCGGUGAUCCCAAGCGCGUGACUUUGAUUGGACAAAGCUCUGGCGGCACGAGCAUCUUGGGCCAUCUUGCAUCCCACAGCUCGCGCGGUCUGUUCCAUGGCGCGAUCUCGCUCUCAGCAUCGCCCAACAUCACCAUGGACCGGGCCACGAAAGAGGCACAGGACCUUGCGUUGAUCAUUCCGAGAACCCCUUGUGCCUCUGUGAGUUCGUCGGAGUUGCUUGAGUGCCUCUACACGGCGGACGCCGCCGCGCUCGAUGCCGCUUUGCCGACAUCCUAUUCGGAACCAUCCUCCGACGCCCCCAACGGGGAGUGGGUCUUCGACUACCCCACGAACAGGGAGGGCCUCAAGAGCCGAAUGAACGCACUGCUCUUCGUUGACGGAGCCACCAUCACCAUGCCCGUUCUUGAAGCACUGAGAACAGGCCUGAACGACGUUCCCCUGCUUCUGCAAAGCACCCAGGCCGAGCUGGACAGCCCAAGCAAAACGGUGCUUUGGGACGUUCAGUCGCAUGCCGAUUUGGCCGAGUUUCUCCACGAGAAGUUCGACAGAGUCUACGGGAGAGAGGUGGCUGAAAGGAUCCGGAGGUUCUACGAUCACUACGAUCCACCUCAGUAUGGGCUCUUUGCUCUGGAUUCGGACACCGGGCUCGCCUGUGCCCUGAGGCGUUUUGCGAUGGCAGCCCGCUCGGGAUUCCGCCAGCCAGUCUACUGGACCACAGUAACCAGCAAGCCGAGCAGUACUGUGGCUUUCAUGUGGGAACUGCCAUUUCACAACUGGGACUUCAUGGCGGCUGUUGGCAACUGGGACACCUUCGGGUACACUCCGUCAGAGGGUGACGUGGCUUUCGGUGAGCGCAUCCUUGACGAUUGGUUUCAGCUCCUUACCCGGGGAAACCUCACCUCAGAUCGCGGCUACGUUCCCGUCCAGGCUUCACCUUCUGAGAACGUCAUCGGCAGUAUUGUCGGCGACGCCGAGACUCGUGCACAGCCGGAUCACAAGCACGAAGUCUGUACAUUCUGGGAAUCGAUUGGCGUGGACCAGCGAUGGUGGUGGAUCAACUGA